AGCAAUGAAAAAGUCCUAUUUCUGUCUUAUAGUUUUUGAAGUCUGGAGUUUCCAGGAAUCUGUGAUCAUAUUUGGAGCCACUUUGUUUACUCAGAUUUAUAAAGAAGCACAUGUAAAACUACUAAUAAACUCUUGAAUCAUACACGAUUACAUUCUUGUGUAAAAUGUUCAUAUUUUAAUAUACAGCCAUUGGAUUCUAAUGGAAAAAUCAUUUAUGGCUUCAAUAUCAAGAAUUCUUUUUUUUUUUAAGUAAAUUUAUUUUAAAUGAUAAAAGUCAUGAUAUUACUCUAUAAUAACAUGAUUCAGUGUUUUCCAUCCUUCACCUGUAUUUCCAGAAGCUCGUGCCUUAGAAACUAAAUGAGCCAAUCAGAAGCGAGUCUGACUUUCUUCUUCUUUGUAUAAAAACAAGGUGAGCGAGUCGUGGAGGCCUGGCACAUCCUGGUUCUUUUCCCGUCCAUGUACCGGUCUGAACGCAGCUAAAGCCUCGGGGAAGGUCCGUCCAUGUUCUAUUAAACCGAACCCACCUGCACUGAAGAAAACCCACCGAACCCAGAGAGGGUCGACUCGCUUGCAUCUGAACGGAGUGAGAAGGCCUGAAGCCAAGGUGAAGAGGAUCCAGAGAGCGGCUGUGUGCAUGAGGAAAUCACCCCAAAGAUCUGACUCUUCCAGCACCAGAGCGCCGCACUCAGGCUGAGAAUGGUGAACAUGUGGUGGUGCAGACCGCUGGUCCUCUUGCCUCCUGUCCUCUCCAUGUUUACUGCUGCUGGACUUUGGGUCGUGUACUUCAUAGCUCUCUAUGAUGGGAAAGUGCUGCCUCUGACCUCGGAAUACAGAAAGGGAAAUCUAUCUGCACUUCCUCCUUUCAUAAGCAUCACAGGGAAUUUCCCCCCAGCCAGCUGCUACUUCAGUGAGAUCUUGAACCUGGCAGCGUUCGCAGCGUUUGUCGUGGGCGUCCUCAGGUACUUUCAGCUGAAGACCAAAUUAGACAAGCGGUGGCUGAACGUUUUCAGUGUGGUGUGUUUCUCCGUCGCCUGUUUUGGGAUGACGAUUGUGGGAAACUUCCAGCUCCUGGCAAUGAGGGUGACUCACAACAUGGGCACGUUACUGGCGUUUGGACUGGGCAACUUGUACUGCUGGCUUCAGACUUACAUCACCUGGAAAGUUAAUCUGAACAACCAGGGGAGGGUGCUUGCUAUCGGCCGUUUGGUGCUGUCUGCAGCCAUCUCUCUCUGCAUUAUACUGAAGUAUGGCUUGGCUGUUAUCCCCCACAUGCACACGGUUCGCUGCCAGUGGGCCGUGGUCAUGCUCUUCCUCAUAUACAUCAGCACUUUUGCCUUCGACUUUCGUCACUGCCGCUUUGAGGUGGUGUGCAGAGACACGGCUCAUUCAUUUCAGCAGAUCGGAUCAAAAAGUCCUUCUUGGACUCGUUACACAGGCGACAGACGGCACACGUUAAGACAGACACCGCCCGCCUGCGGAGGGGUUAAGACUUUCGCACUCUGGCAGGGAGCGAGCGCUUGCCGUCGGCGCCGCGCGCGCCGGAGUGCUUCUACACAGUGAUUCUACGCUCUAAAACACGACCAGAGGUCCCGACGGAAGCGCGUCUCGCCGUCGCACAGGCAGACCACGUUUUUACAAAACGGGGAACGGAUACAUCACUCUCAUACACAAACAGCUGGAAAGUGGCAGUCAGACACACGGUUCACCUAAAAGUUCAAACGUCAAGUAGUGACCUCACGGUUUUCUGCGAUUGUAUAGCACCCAUCUGCAGUCUCACUGUCCUGCUCGGGUUGCCAUGACACCGACCUCCCUCUGCUGGUGGUUAUGUCACUCUGUACACAUGAAGGCGUUCCUGCCGUGAUCUCAGGGAUACAAACGCCAAGCAAAGAGCAUUCAGCUUUUCCACACUUUGUCAAACUUCUAUGUAUUUUAUGGAAUAGACCAACAAAAAAAAAAGAAAAAAAAAGAGGAGCAAAUAAUAGUUAAGUGGAAGCAAAUGAAAAUCUGAAGCUAUUUCUAUUCAGCUAUUUUACUCUGAUACCCUUAAAUAAAACUACAUUGGACAGAGAA
Messenger RNA from Poeciliopsis prolifica (blackstripe livebearer), 2070 nucleotides. RefSeq names its product transmembrane protein 150C (gene tmem150c). The record is from RefSeq and is a predicted model, not a curated record. Bases 697 to 1560 code for a protein of 287 amino acids. Lineage: Eukaryota; Metazoa; Chordata; Actinopteri; Cyprinodontiformes; Poeciliidae. The transcript is spliced from 11 exons.